Messenger RNA from Chlorella variabilis, 5274 nucleotides. RefSeq lists its product as hypothetical. Bases 1 to 5274 code for a protein of 1757 amino acids. The transcript has 19 exons. The record is from RefSeq and is a predicted model, not a curated record. Lineage: Eukaryota; Viridiplantae; Chlorophyta; Trebouxiophyceae; Chlorellales; Chlorellaceae.
AUGAGCAACAGCAAGGAAAACUCGAGCCGACGGGGCUAUGCCGCCGCGCUGCAGCGCAAGCAGCAGGUGUCGACUAACAACGACGACGCCCACUUGCCACGGGUGGCGGCACUGGGCUCCCUGCGUGCCAGCCAGUCGCGCAGCGCAUUCAGGAAGAGCGGGGUGUUUGAUCGGCCACUCAGCAGCCUGAAGAAUGUGUCAUUGUCAGGAAGCAGCGUGCUGAGCAGCGUCAUUGGCGACCCGGAGCUCGACAGCGAGGAGCAGGCGCUGCAGGCGGAGCUGGCGACAUACGAUCAGCGCCUGGAGCAGCUACAUGAGGAGCACUCUCAGCGGCGGGCGGCCACGCCCACCCUGGGAGCGCCGCCCAGCACUCCCGGGAUGUCAGGAGUCGUCUCGCAGCAGCCCGCCGCGGGCCCGGCUGCUGAGCAGGCGGCGACGCCCCAGCACCCGCCGCCGCAGGAGCAGCAGGAGGAGCACCAGGUGUUGCAGCAGGACAGGCUGCUGGAGCAGGAGCGGGAAGAGACGCAGCUGCCGGAUCCUGCCGCGCCUACCAUCCCGCCAUCUGAGCUGUCCAUUGUGCGCUGCGUCACCACCGCCACGGGCACCGGCUGCAAGGAUGUCAUUGCGCCGCACAGCUCAGCGGCGCCGUCAGCAGGAGCCUGCUGGACCUCGCGCGGCCACCGUGUGCUGCUCCUGGAGUCGUCUUGCAUCCUGCAGUUGUGGGGCCGCCACACCUCGGACAUCACGCUGCGCAUCACCUUUGCAGAGCCCGCCUCGGUGCCGCGCAUCGUGCGCCUCGAGCACGCGCCCACCGCCACCGCCGCGUUUGAGCGGCUGGGAGACAUCCACCUGCAGCCCAAGAGCUUGCACCAGCUGCGCCACCUGUUCAGGCUGGGCAGGGGGCUGGAGGUGCAGCGCUUCCUGCGCAUCACACUGCUUGGGCACAUGGCAGAGGACAACUCAGGUGCCCACCGGGUGUCACACAUGCUGCUGACCAGCAGGCAGGGGCCGCAGCGGGCGCAUUCCGCACAGUCUGGCGCCCGGACAGCCAGCGCUGCGUCGGUGCCGGCAUCAGUUGAGCCAACCGUGCACAGCAGGGUGCAAGACGAGGCACCUGCCGACAGUGCCACCAGCGCGCCCACCGCGCCGGAAGCAGCACAGGAAGCAGCGCAGGAGCACUCUGCAGUUGCUGGCGGCAGCGAGCCGAGGGUGCCGCUGCUGCGGCUUGCAGCCAUGCUUGGCGGCGCCUCUGCAGCAGCAGAUCAGGCAGCGCCUGGGCCUUCAGAGGCAGAGGCUCAGCCGGCGGACGCCAGCACUCGUGCAUCUCAGCAGGCCUCAUUGGUGCCCAUUGCGACUGCUUCGUCUGGAGACUCGCCAACCCAGUAUGGCACCAGCGAGGCAGGCCCUGACAUGCCUUCUGUGGCAUCGAGUGAGCAGCAGAAGCAGCAGCCCACGCCGCCCCAGUCGAUCGAUGGCCUGGACAACUCGCAGGCCCGGGACAUGGUAUGGGGCCUGCUGGAGGGAGUGGAGGCUGGGGUGGACUUCCAGCAGCUGCAGGCGGAGUUUGCAGGCACCGGGGAGCAGAGCUCGCCCCGCGCCUCCAGCGGCGGCGGCGCCUCUGUGCCCAUGAUGCUGCUGCCCAUGCAGCGCUGCCAGGAGGUCGGCGCUCUCCUUGCCGACCUCGACCUUACCACGCGGCAGGCCCAGGAGGCCGUGCUGAGGCUGCUGGACAGGGAGGCCUAUCCUGGUGCACCAGACCUGACAGAGGAGCAAGUGAAGCGGCUCGCUGAGGAGAAGCAGCUGCUGCGCGGCUAUGGUGGCCAGCCAGAGGGGCUGGGCAGUGCUGAGCAGUUCAUGCUGGAGAUGAUGCAGCUGCCUGGCCUGGAGCAGGGGCUGGAGGCCCUGCCCUUCAGCUCUGGGUUUGCGGCUCGCGCCGAGGCGGUGGAGGCGGCCGCCUCGUUGCUGUCCCGCGCCUGCCAGGAGGUUCGGCACAGCGACAUGCUGCGCACGCUACUCAAGGUGGCGAUGCUCGCAGGCAACUUUUUGAGCGCCGGCAACCACAACGGCGCCGCCGCCGGCUUCCAGAUAGAUGCCCUGCUCAAGCUCAAGGAAGUGAAGUCCACUCGGGCCCGCAGCCGCACCCUGCUGCACUUUGUGGCGCGCGAGGUGUCUCGGCAGCACCCCGCCGGCGCCUGUCUCGGCGCGGCGCUGCCCAGCGCACAGGCUGCGUCGAGGCUGGACUGGCAGCAGGCGCGGGCGGAGGUGGUGGAGCUAGCGGCAGGGGUCAGGCGUGUGGAGGGCCUGAUUGCCGUGGCGCAGGAGGGCGCUGGGGCGGGCGGCGCCGACCCGGGUGCCUGCCUGGCGCACAUGACAUUCUUCAGGGCAGAGGCGCUGGAUCGCCUCGGCGCGGCACAAGCGGCAGUGGAGGAGGCAGACAGCGCUUUCAGGCGAGUGGAUCGCCUGUCGCUUCAUGAGCAGCUGGGCAGCCUCAUCAAUGGGCAGCGCAGCACCCUGGCAGAUCCGGCUGCCUUCUUUGGCGUGCUGCAUGCCUUUGGUGCUGAGCUGGAUGGCGCCCAUGAGGAGAACCGGGCUGCUGACGCCGACAAGUCUGCGGAGCGCAAAGAGCGCAAGGGAAGGCAGCAUCAGCGCCCAGGCGAGGCGCUCUCCGGCUUGACCAGCGCAGGCAGCCCAGCAACCAGCGUCGUCAGCGUGGAGUCGCUGCGGCGGCGGAAUGCCAGCACCCAAGAGGAGAACAGCAGCCCGCAGGAGCCCAGCAUGGCACCAGCUGAAAAGGGCAGCGGCACUCCGCUCCAGCGCAGGCAGCACUCGCCAUCGCCGUGCCUGUCCAAGGCAGCAAUUGCGGACAUCGGCGGCAGCCGGAGAGUUUUGGAGGCAGGCAGCGGCAUCACAGGCGACAGCCAGGCAGGAGUUGGCGAGAGUCAGCCGCAGGGCGAAGGCAACAGGCUGUCCACUCCCGUCGCCAGCCUGCUGGCAGAGUCUGCUCGCCUCAUCAAGUCGGUUGAGGGAGGCUUUGGCAGCGAUGCGGCAGGCAGUGGUGGCUCUGGCGAGCGGGAUGCUGCGGCAACUCCCGAGGCACGUGGUGGGCAGGGCGCAGAGGCGGACGCAGCUUACUCGACUCCGCGGGGAGCGGCACCGCUGCACUGGCAGGGCCAGCACCAGGAGGCCGCUGCGGCUGGGUUGCAGCUCCAGCAGGCGCGCUACGGUGGGGCAGCCAGCUCGGAGCAGGAGGUGCCUGCUGCUGUCCCAGCACCAGGCGAGACUGGCUCGCUGUCAGCCCGUGCCUCCCAGCCCCUGGGUCUCAGCCAGCUGCGUCAGCGCAGCCUGCAGCAGCUGUCCCCCACCUCCACCCCGCUCAGCUCGCUGGGGCGGCAGAGCAGCCGCGGAAGCGUGCGCAGCAGCACAAGCAACGUCUCCACCCCUGGGUCCAGCACGCGCUUCCGGGGAUCCCCGCUGCUGCGCACCAGCUCGCCGCUUGGUUUGCCCAGCAACGCACCGGGCUUGGGUGCAGCGGUGGUGGAGGCUGAGUCCGCCGCAGCUGCUGCCACAGCGGCUCGCAACCGCGAGGCUGCCGCGCCAGCCCAAGGUCCCUUCUUCUCACUUGACGACGGCCUUGACACCGCUCCCGAGUCAGAAGAGGAUGGCUUCUCCCAAUCUUCUGGUUUUAGCAGCCCGCAGCAGCAGCAGCAGCAGCAGCAGCAGCAGCAGCAGCAGCAGCAGCAGCAGGAGGAGCUCCCAUCCCCUUGGCAUGCAGCGCUGGCUCGUGAGCAAGAUGCGGAAGAGGAGGAGCAGGCGGCGGGGCAUGGCAUUGUGCCCCUGCACUCCCGGGCCAGCAGCUGCGACCUGACUUUCUACGCCCCAUUCUCGAUGGACCGUGUGGGGCAGGGCGCCUUUGCGCCCGAUGACCAGAGCCAGCUGCGCCUGUCCGCCAGCUUUGCGUGCGGCGACCUGCCGUCGGCAGCCUGGGGCCCGCUGGCCGCCCAGCAGCGGCAGUUCCAGCAGCUGCGAGGCAACCACAGCCUGCGUCAUGCCAGUGUUGAUGACCUGGCGCUGCCCCGUGGGCUGCCUGGCGCUGCGGCUGGCGCCAGGAAGCAUGUGUCAUUCAGUGUGCCCAACUCGCCCCGCCGCGCCGACCUGCCGCCACUCGACCCGCGUGACCUGGCCGCUAGGCUGCAGGCGCAGCCGCUGCGUGCAUCUUUCGAGGCACGGCACGGCAGCGGCAGCGGCGGCGCUGCCGGCAGCAGCCUGCCGCUGCCCUCGUACCAGCAGACCCAGGCGCGGCCACAGGAGCAGCUGAGCCCCGUGCUGGAGGCACUGCUGAGCUCCGUGCCCACCCCGUUUGUGCACGGCCAGCCCGGGCCGGGGCUGGCUGGUGCCCCAGCCACCGCUGUGCGCUCCAUGCUGGAUGCUGAUGACCUGGCCGACUUGGGAGACUACACCAGCGACCAGGAGCAGGAGUGGGAGGUGCUGGAGGCCAUCCAGCAGCAGGAGUUGGAGCGGCAGCGGCAGGCUGCGGCGGCGCGUGACGCUCGCGAGCUGGCGCUGCUGCAGGGCCCCGCAGCCGCGGCCCAGCCCGCGCUGUACCAGCAGGCGCCGGGUGCGAGGGCAUCGCAGGAGCAGCCCCGCCACCUCCUCUCUCACCAGGAGCUGGCUGCUCUGCAGCACAAAUACCCGCCAGCUGACGCGGCACCGCAGGUGCAGCAGCCGCCGGUACCGCAUCAGUACCAGGAGCAGUGCCCGCUGCCCUCCCCCCUCACUAGCGCCACCUCGAAUUUCGAUACCGCCGUGGCCAAGCUGCUGGCCUGCGCCGGCAACACCACAGCUGGCCCGCUGGCGCUGGGAGCAGCCCAGGGGGCGGCGUUUGCAGGCGGGGAGGAGCCGGUAGCGGUGCCUGCCAGCGGUGUGGCGCUGCUGGAGCCUGUCAUGCCUGGCGCCCUGGCUGCUGGCCCAUUCGGGGACAAGUAUGAGAGGGGGCUGCGUGCCUCGCGCGCCUCGAGGGGCCAGGUGGUGCCGGCGGGGGCGGUGCUGCGGGUGUCUGCAGAAGCGCCGCAAGCCGCGCUGCGCGGCUCGCUGUCGGCGCCGGCGGCCACCUUGUUCGCAGAGGCCGAGGCGUGGGCGGCCACGGCCGCGCCACAGCAUGCCGUGGCAGCGCCAGGGCAGCAGGUGGAGGGGCGGGACGGGGGCGCUGGUGGCUGGGCGCCAGCCAGGCCCAACCGCCUGUGGGGCCUCAAGAAGAUGCUGGGCAAGCACCAGUGA